AUGGACUGCGUGGCCUCCGUAGUUUCUGACAUUACGAAGGGUUUUGGUGGGGGCAUGGGCACGUUGGCUCUCGCUCUUGACCUUAAGGGUGCGUUUAACGCGUUUCUGCCCGGGCCUCUGCUUGACGAGCUGAGGGGACUGGCAGGUCCAACAAGGCUGCUCAAUUUGGUUUCCUUUCUGGUUAGCAAGCGGUAUCUCUUUUUCUCUUCCGACAGAUCCAAGCCGAGGCCUUGUGGGGUUAGCGUGCCCCAGGGGGGAAUCCUCUCUCCGCUUCUGUUCAAUCUGGCUCUGAGACGGCUUGGGCAACAUCUGCCAGAUGGCGUAAGCGUGGCCAUGUAUGCGGACGAUUUACUGCUUUACGUCGCCGGGAUUCUGGGGCGAGAGGCUUCCGAGCUGUUGGAAUUGGCUUGUGAGCAACUGACUCCCUUGUUGGAGAGGCUCGUGCUUUCUAUUUCGAUCCCAAAGUCACAGCUUUGUGUCUUUUCAAUGGGCAGGGGGGGAGGUCGUGGCAUUUCGAUUAGGAUCAAUCGAACAGUUGUUCGGAGUUAA
This is a messenger RNA of Belonocnema kinseyi, 549 nucleotides long. RefSeq lists its product as uncharacterized. Bases 1 to 549 code for a protein of 182 amino acids. The transcript has a single exon. The record is from RefSeq and is a predicted model, not a curated record. Lineage: Eukaryota; Metazoa; Arthropoda; Insecta; Hymenoptera; Cynipidae.